AUGGAAACGAAAUUAAGUGAAAGCAAAGAACAACAAUGGAAGGAUUCGAUGUCUCUAUCUUCAUCUUCAAGAUCGUCAUCAAUAACAUCUGAAUCAUCAGAUGGUCACUUUGAUAUCCGACACUUUCCUCUUCCCAAGCCAUCAUUGUCUGCUCCCGAGGCACAGAAGCAGAGAGAGUCACAUCAGGCUUAUAAUUCCUCCGUCAGCUCUUAUACCAGUUCGUCAUGGUCCUCGAACCACCUAAUCGAUUUACCCGGUUAUGAUCCAAACCGGAUUCCACCUGCGGUUUUCUCCAGUAAACCGGGUAAUUCGAUGGAAUGGAGUAUAGCUUCUAAUGAAUCCUUGUUUAGCAUCCACGACGGGAAUUUUAGCAUUUCUACUGCAGCGUUGAGGUUGGCUGAGAUACCCAGAUUUGAAGAACCAUGUCAGGAGAUAACCGAAAUCAACCUGGUUCCUCUUCCUCCCUCGGUUAAGAAACUCACGGAACAUGAGAAAGAAACAAUCACAGAGAAUAAACCAAAUCAGGUGGAAAAACCAGUCUCUGAGAUUGACGAUAAAUUGGAAGAAAAAAAGAUGAUUGAAUCCGAAAGCGACGAUGAACAUGAAAAUAAUGAUGAAGAAGAAGAUAUGAUCGAAGCAAAGGUUACAGUAGAAAUUGAAACCCAAAAACCGGAAGAAAAAUUGGUAGAAGAUGUGAAGAAGAAUAAACCAGCAGAAGAUUCGAUCAGUACAGUUUCACAUUCGCCUAGCAUUUCUUGUCGCUCGGACACCAGCAACAACAGCAUUGGCUCUUUCGCCUUCCCAGUAUUGCAGAAAGAAGACGGAGUUAACAAAACGCCAUCUGUAGAAAUCAGAGGGAACGUUUCCCACAAGCGAAACCCCGAGUAUAUGUUGCCUCAAUCGCCGCCGAUGCAACCGGCUCAACCGCAACCGCAACCUUAUUUGGAAUCUAGUACGCCAGCUCAGUUGCAGCAGCAAUCACAAAUACAACGGAAGGCAUCGAGACAAUCAGAGUCUCGAAAGCAAUCGAUAAAAGCUUCGAGAAAUGGUGGUUGGUUCUCUUGCUUCCGCUUUCCAAAAUGCAGGUUAUUCAAGUAG
Messenger RNA from Eutrema salsugineum, 1098 nucleotides. RefSeq names its product pinin. Lineage: Eukaryota; Viridiplantae; Streptophyta; Magnoliopsida; Brassicales; Brassicaceae. The transcript has 2 exons. Bases 1 to 1098 code for a protein of 365 amino acids. The record is from RefSeq and is a predicted model, not a curated record.